This is a messenger RNA of Carassius auratus (goldfish), 859 nucleotides long. RefSeq names its product SLAM family member 9-like. NCBI's taxonomy places the organism in Eukaryota, Metazoa, Chordata, Actinopteri, Cypriniformes, Cyprinidae. The record is from RefSeq and is a predicted model, not a curated record. Bases 32 to 859 code for a protein of 275 amino acids. The transcript has 5 exons.
UAAAUCACAAUUCACUCGAAUCUACACCAAAAUGAAGAAUUUCCUUUUAUUUACAUAUGUUUUACUUUUGAAAGAAACAGGUGUGUUUGGUGCUUCAGAUGAAGAGAUGUCGGUGACGGAGGGUGAUUCUGUCACUCUACACACUGAUUUUAACGAAACACUGAAAGUUGAGCUGAUACGUUGGAGAUAUGGACCUGAUAGUGCUCCUAUAGCUCAACUCAACAGAGAGAUUAAUAAGAUCUUAUAUGAUGUUCUUGACGGGAGAUUCAGAGGCAGACUGCAGCUUAAUGAUCAAACUGGAUCUCUGACCAUCACUAACAUCACAACUGAACACACUGGAGUCUAUGAACUACAGAUCAGCAGCAGAAACGAGGUUUCAUCUAAGAAAUUCAGUAUUGUUGUUUCUGCUCGUCUGCCUGUUCCUGUCAUCAGCAGAAACUCUUCACAAUGCUCUUCAUCAUCAUCCUCCUCAUCCUCAGAGCAGAAUUGUUCAUUGGUGUGUUCAGUGGUGAAUGUGGGUCAUGUGACUCUCUCCUGGUACAAAGGAAACAGUUUAUUGUCCAGCAUCAGUGUGUCUGAUCUCAGCAUCAGUCUCUCUCUACCUCUGGAGGUGGAAUAUCAGGAUAAAAACAGCUACAGCUGUGUGCUCAACAAUCCCAUCAGCAACCAGACUCAACACCUGGACAUCACUACACUCUGUCACACAUGUGAAGUGGAUGCAUCAAGUUUAACCACAGCGGACGGCUUAUCGUUAGGUCACAUGGUGCUGAUCUGCGUUGUUGUUGUAAUUGCUGUACCAGUCUUUGCUGUGAUUCUGCAGAAAAUGGAGAGAACGUCCAACAGGAGACAACAGCAUUAA